Messenger RNA from Amphiprion ocellaris (clown anemonefish), 5565 nucleotides. It is a transcript of the gene tmem51a, whose product is annotated as transmembrane protein 51a. NCBI's taxonomy places the organism in Eukaryota, Metazoa, Chordata, Actinopteri, Pomacentridae. The transcript has 4 exons. Bases 246 to 1094 code for a protein of 282 amino acids. The record is from RefSeq and is a predicted model, not a curated record.
UGUCUCCAGAGUUGGAUAAUAAACGCAAGAACAAGUCUCUGUCUUAAGAAGAAGAAAAGGAAGAAGAAGAAAAGUCUCUAUGAUGCAGAGUGAGCCGGGUAUCCCUAAACUGGAGCUGGGUUCACCUACUUUAAGCUGCCCCUCCUUUCUUUUCCAGCAGGCCCGGGCACAUUUCCAGACCUGCCGAACAAACUUUUUGUUGACCUCACUGCAGCUGCUCUGACUGAAGUUUACGGACUGACAAGAUGCGUUCCACUAUGAUCGGAGCACAGAGCCCAGUCGUCAGUGAAGGGACUCAAAGCAACAACAACAACAGCAACAGCAGCAGCGGCAGAGAAAACACUGGGAAUUCAGGCUCCCAGUAUGCGCUGUGUGCUCUGGGGGUUGGACUUAUCGCCCUCGGUGUGGUGAUGAUCGUGUGGAGCGUCGUACCUGCAGACGCCGCUGGUAACAGCAGCCUGCCAGGAGGAGGCCAGGGCCCCAGUGACAGGAGGAAUAAAGCGUCUUCUGUGGCCUUCGUGUUGACGGGCUCUGGGGUGGUCAUGCUGCUGCUGUCCCUGUGUCUGGGAAUGAGGAACAAACAGCGGGAGAUGAGGUUCCACGAGGCCCAGAACAGCAGAGCAGAGGCAGAAAGAGCGCAGGAGGCGAGAGAAACUGCUGAGGAGCAAGCCCAGCGUUAUGCUGUACCCACUUAUGAAGAGGCAGUAGGCAGCGGUCAGUAUCCCGUCCGUCAGAGCAACCUUCGCCCAAGCACCUCCCAGCUCCCUUCCUACGACGACCUGGUCCAAGUGGAUGGCGUACAGUAUGAGAACGAGGGACCAGAGGUCACAACUGCUGGACCACAGCCUGCUCCAGCCUCCGGCACUCCCAACGCUCCCAACGCUCCCAACGCUCCUCCUCCUCCUGCUGCUGCUUCUACGUCGAAUCGUAGACCUGCGAAAAAUAGCCGCAAGCUCCUCCCUAUCAAGAUCCGCAGGAUUAAAUCGGAGAAGCUGCACGUGAAAAACGGUGAUAACUCUCAGCCAGCCGCUGGAAUCAGCAUCGAACCGCUCACCCCACCACCGCAGUAUGACGAUAAAGUACCUCCCAUUUAAAAUCAAGCUGAUCAUGUUUUAAACAAUCUAGUCAAACUCCUGGAAUCCCUCAGGAUUGCUUGGUGUGGAUUUGGAUCUGCCUCGUGAAGCCAAGACUUGAAUAUGGCGCCUUGCAAACCACACUUGGUGGCACUUUGUUGUAAAAUACAUCCUUGUGCCACAGAACUCUAAAGCACAGAACAGAAGAAAGCUUUAUUUUAUUUUGGAUCUCACUGGACAUCGGAAUCAGAUACAGAUAAUCUCCGGAUCCUUACCGUGGUAGAAUUUGUCAAACUUACUGGAUUUACUGCACACCAGUUUCCUUCUGCGAUAGUGGGCUCCUGUUAAUACAUGACUUUUAUGUAAGUGGCCUCCACCGUGCACUGACUGUACAUGUGAGCUGAUUGUGGCAAAGAUCACAAGACAUCAGCGGGGGGUUACACUAAGAAUUUGUAUGCUUAUUUAAAUAGAUAAGAGCAGUGUUUAGCAGUGGAAGGCUGUGUAGCCAUUUAAUGUAGGAUCCAUAGUGAGUGUGUGAGUAUUGUAUGUCCUUGGUGUCACGCUGCACAGAAACUCUUCCUCAUCGUCCACAGUUCUGUCUCUGUGCCUCCUCUUGACCUCACCAGAAAAUGAGAGACAAAUUGGAUUUGUUUAAAAUGCUGUGCACAAGGGCCAGUCUGUUGGAUUAUGGGGGCAUCUGUCAGCUGAAGUAGAAUGUAGUAUUGAUAAUUAUGUUUUCCUAGUAUUGUGUGUAGCUAUGAAUCAUUGUGGCUGAGCUGUUUUAUACCUGUGUAGGAAGUGAGUUCUCUUCCACAGAGCCCACCAUGUUCCUACAGUUGCCCAGAAUAGAUGAACCAAACGCUGGUUCCAGAGAAAGACUACAGCCGGUGUAGUUCUCCUACACGCUUGGACAGGUCAGCUGUAAUCUGCAACCUCCCUGUGUAGAUGCCACUAAAUGCUACUCACUGGUCCUUUAAUAACAGCUUUUGUUUCACUGGACUUUGAUUUUGAAUUUUCUUUAUCUCCCUGCCUGCAAAGCUGGAACAUCUUGUUUUCUUUACACACGAGCAUUCUACUUAUCAGCACUAUUCUGAGAAUCUUCUCUCUGUAACUCGUAUAAAAUGAAGCUUUGUUAUCAUUUAUCAGCCCAUGCUCCUGUGACUCUCAGCCAUAGGCAGUCUAUGUAAUACUACUCUAGCCUAAAGUGAUUGUAGUUUGAGUCGGUGCUAACACAAUAUCCACUGUUGUAUUUUAGUAUAGUAUCAAACCACUUGUGUUACCAUCCAAAACAGUAGUAUACUUGACAACCCUAGUUUAUGUUUCUCUUUGGAAAGAAACUCUGUACAGGUGUGAUCAAGCCAAGGCUAAAAAAAGAUGUUCAAGUUGUGGGUUUUAUUUUAUUUCAGACACUUCGCUUUGUCAGAAAUAAUCCAAAAUGAGUAACUUGCUGGCAGGGUUGUUUCUGUUCCCUAGGCGAUACGUUCCCUGCUGCCCAUUAGAGGACUGCUUUUUUUUUUUAUUAUUGGAAUAUGUUUUGAAAAUUAUUCUAAUUUUAUAAUUAGUAUUUCAAACUUAGUUAACUUCUGUAUUGUGUUAUAAAAGUCAUGUUUCAUUUACUAUAUUUCAACUGCACACUGGCCCCUGUUCUGUCUUAUCCUGCUUUUUGUUAUAAUCAGGAUAGACAGGAUCAUAUUAGAACAUCCCAUUCCAGAUUUGGAACAUAAACAACCUGUUUAAUUUUAGGUCCUUGGUUCACAGUGGUGUGACUGAAUGAAUUAUGGGGUAAGAAAACUCAGAUUAUCUUUCAGUUUCCUACUAAAGUCUGUCUGUAGUUUCCCAUCAGUAUCCGUGUUUGUUUUGUUAACAAAAUAAGAGUUGCUUUGGAUGUCAGUGACAGACUUUUAAAAGUAGAUCAGAUGCAAUUACUAAAUAUUUAUUCCUCUUCGUUGGUGGUGCCUGAGGCUGCCUAUGCAAAAAAAAAAAAAAAAAAAAAAAAAAAAAACUGUCCCUGAUUGCUGCAUUUAGUGUCAGUUGUUUAAUUAAGUGUGGCAUGAAGUGUUAUCAUUACUUCUUUAAAGUUCUCAUACUGUGCUGUUGAAAGUCUCACAUAUCCCCAGAACAUGUCUUCAUUUAUUAAUGUGUGUGUGAGGCGAGGACUUUCUGUCACUUCUAACUUUCUCUCUGAGUGAUCAUUUUACCUUGAGAUAUGGCUGAGUUUCUAGCACAGAUAUUGUUUUUAAAUCAUUUUAGUGGUAAGAUUGUGAGACAAUCAGCAGCUUGGAAAUGGCUUUGAAAAGACAUGCUCUGUGUUUUAAUCUCCGUUUCAUACUUGUUUCAUUACCUGACUACAGAAACAUAUGUAAAUAAGAGCAGAUUUAUUGAGAAUUCAGCUGUAUUUAAAUAUAGUAUAUUGUGAGCAGGAGAGAAGCAAACAGAUUUAAACAGUGGCUGAGUUGAGUAAUCCACUUAGUCCUUGAAUUUACCACGAUCUCUGACCGUCUACAGAGUUCUGACUUGUGGAUGUACAAUUAGAGCAAAUAGUAAUGUUAUUUACAUUAGCCGCACAACAUGCUAACACUAAGGAUUUUUCUAUCAUUGUGGUGACAUGGCCUUUAUUAGUAAGAGUAAUUAACUGGGUCUUCAGUUCCUCAGAUACAUGAAGAUUAUUCACUCCUCUUUCAGUCAUCAUUUAUUGUGUUUUCCUCACGGUUUAGACAUGUUAGAGUUAGCAGAAGUAGCUAUGCAGAGUUGAGAAACAUAGCACAAUUUAAGGAAGUUGCUCUUACGGAAGGGUUCAUCCUAAAAUGUAUUAUUUAUACACAAAUUAUUCAAAGCUAGAUAGCCAUCAGUCAGUCGUAAUGUAGCACCUCAGUAAAAUCCCUGCUGGCUGUAAAAGCUAGGAGGUUAUCUAGUUGUAAGGAGAUUUCAGGAUCGGCCCAAGUAAAUGUUUUCAUAUCUGAACAGUUUUUAUGUUGCACCUCUAAUUUUAUAGCAACCACAAAAUACAAUACAAAUAAAGAUUUUCACUGUAUGAGACCUGUAAAGCUGUAACAACCCGUUUUAACCAGUAGAGGGACCAAAGUUGCCAAACCAAACCCGUUGGCCAUCAGUUGGUCACUUUGCCGAGGUAAACAACUUGGCAAAUGACAAACAUUUCUGAGUGAAUCUUGCAUUUCCACUUCAUAGGGCAUCAGCAGUGGUCACCAUUAAAGCCACGAUUCAGUAACUCUUCCUGAGAAGCUACUUUCUAGGAAGAAACUACUUUCCAGGGAAUUCAAGGCCCCGUUUUCUGGAGUCGUUAUGCAGCGGUAAUACUAACUGAGUUUGCUCUCCCGUUAUACACACUAAAGUGCCUUUGUGCUCAGAGGAACACUUCCUAAAACAUUUCAAAAGACACUGUAUGACUGAAACUCCCUUAAACCCACUGUUGCUCCACUAACAGAAGGCUCAGAUGGAAGUCCACGAUGGAACGAGGAACUAGUGAGUAGUUGAAAGCCUUUGCCCUGUAUUUGUGUAAAACACUGUGGACUUGUGAGGGCUGCGGUGCCGUUUCUGCUUCUCUGGGCUUGUUUUUGUUCUUAUUCCAUGCGACCAACAGAAAGACUCUUUGACUGUGCAGCUGUGCAAUAAUGACAGCAACUGUUGCUCACUCACCAUUCCUUCCACCACAGCUUGACUUGUAGCCAUGUUUUUAGAUAAAACUAUGCAAAGAAUGAGCAGAAAGAGAAUAGAAGCCACUCCAGGCUUUUUUUCAGUGAAAUGCUUAGAGUUGCAUCACCAUUGCAGACACUAUUCUAUCAAUUCCUGUCAGCGUGCCCUUUUUUCUUCUUUACUCAUUUAGAAAUGAACAGCUUAAGCCAGAUGAGUGACUUCUCAGUCACUCCUUUCAAUGUUACUAAUGUUUUGAAGUUGCACAGCUUCUCCUCUUUUGUAAGAUAAAUGGCACCUUUCAUUAGUGUCUUCAGUUCUACCUUCUGUUGGAGUAGAAUUGAAUCCAUUAAAGCUACUUUAUCAUUGCCAACUGAUUAUGUUAUUGCCAAAUUUCUCUCAAUUGAUUUAAAAUUAGUCUCAGCACAGAGGAGCAGAGUCAUAGUGUCUCUUCGGUGUUGUUUUUGGAUUCAACACAUUUCUCUAACUUGUUAUUGAAGCUUGUCACACAAUGUACUUUGUUGUUCAUCAUGCUCCAUACUGCACACAUCGGCGUUGUACCUCAUUUGCAAAGGACCAGUUAACUACAUGAUAUUUUUUAGCUGUGUUGUCAAACUGUUUUACGUUAAUGGAUGAUGAUGUUUGGAUUCAGUCAUUUUUAUGCGGAUGAGCUCCCAAAACCAAUGCUGUUUGUUUUCAGUUUCAUUUAUUGUUGCUUUUUUUAUUACUUAAAUCUCUGUACUGUGAAUAUAUGCAUUUCUAUGAUUCUAAUGUUUGUGUUGGAAAAUAAGUGUUUGUCUCAUGAAUAUUUUAUGAGAAAUAAAAGGAAGUAUUUGUUAAAUAA